Aspergillus versicolor CBS 583.65 is the source of this 4450-nucleotide messenger RNA. Its product is annotated as putative ABC multidrug transporter. The transcript is spliced from 7 exons. Gene Ontology annotation, cellular component: membrane. NCBI's taxonomy places the organism in Eukaryota, Fungi, Ascomycota, Eurotiomycetes, Eurotiales, Aspergillaceae. The record is from RefSeq and is a predicted model, not a curated record. Gene Ontology annotation, biological process: transmembrane transport. Gene Ontology annotation, molecular function: ABC-type transporter activity; ATP binding; ATP hydrolysis activity. The coding region runs from base 36 to 4394 and encodes 1452 amino acids.
CCAAAUUGUAACUUCCGUUCCUCAUCGCCUCGAGAAUGCCGCUUACAGAAGAAGCGAGUCUGUUCCAUUUUGAUGGAGAAACAUUCGACUUCAAUCUCCAGUUCGAGCAUCUUUUCUUCUCCAUUCUUCCCUCGGCCCUGUUCAUCCCGACUUCGCUAUGGCGCACUCUUUGCCAGGCACGCAAGCCUACUGUAGUGGACGCCCGGGGCUUUCAAUUGCUGAAGCUGGGUGCUAUUGUCAUCUAUGCCGGGCUCGAGCUGGCGCUUCUCGUCCUGGCCGCCACCAAGGCAAUCCCUACAACUAGCCUGUUCAUCGCCGCUUCUGUCCUUAAUUUGAUGUCUGCGUUUUGCAUGCUUUCCCUAAGCCUUCUGGACCAUAGUCGCAGCCCAAGGCCAUCCUUCCUUUUGAACGGCUACUUGCUGCUCACCCUCAUCUUCGAUAUAGCGCAGACAAGGACUUUGUUUUUAUCAUCUAAUGACAGGCCUGAGGUCAUGUAUAGCAGUAUAUUCUGUGCAGCCCUCGCACUUAAAGUGGGAGUCUUUCUAUUAGAGGCUCACCAGAAGACGAAAUGGGUUACUUGGGAUGCGAAGAAGCACAGUCCAGAGGAAACCAGUGGGGUUUUCUCCCUGGGUGUCUUCUUCUGGUUGAAUAAACUAUUUUUGAUGGGAUAUCAGACUGUUCUUAAAAGCGACAGCCUCUACCCCCUUGACAGCUCCUUCAAUUCCGAAGCUCUUCAUGAGCAGUUUGUGAAGAAUAUGGAUUACUCCAAGCUCAAAGGCGACAAAUUCGGCCUUGUCAAGGUGUUGAUACGCACUCUGAAGCUGCCACUUAUCAUUCCCAUCGUGCCUAGACUUGCACUGGUUGGGUUCACCUUCUGUCAGCCCCUUUUCAUCGAGAGGCUGUUGAAAGACCUCUCUCAGCCGGGAGCCGACCCAAAUAUUGGCUAUGGUCUUAUCGGCGCCAGCGUAUUCAUCUACUCUGGGAUGGCAAUUUCCUGGUCGCUGUGCUGGUACUAUCAAAACCGGUUACGUACUAUGGUACGGUCGAUACUUGUUGCAGAGACCUUUUCAGCCGCCGCAAGAGCUCGUAUCGGAUCAAAUGACGAUAGCGCCGCCCUGACACUGAUGAGCACCGACAUAGAGCGCAUCAAAAUGGGCAUCCGCGAUGUGCACGAGAUAUGGGCGAGUAUGAUCCAAGUGGGUCUGGCAGCUUGGAUGUUGUUCCAGCGGCUUGAUGUCGCCUUCGUCGCACCCAUAGUCGUAGUUAUAGCCUGUUCCACCGGGUUAGGCAUCCUAGUCAACUUCGCUGGUGAUUCGCAGCGAGCUUGGAUGUCUGGCGUGCAGAAACGGGUUGGCCUCACAGCUACCGUCGUCGGCAGUAUGAAAUCGGUGAAGAUCUCUGGUCUCUCUAUAGCUGUGAGCGAUUAUAUCCAACAGCUCCGCAUCAACGAGCUCGCAGCUGGUGCCCGUUUCCGCAAGAUAUCUGUCGUAGCAGCCAUUUUUGCUUGGUUGCCUCAGAUUAUCAGCCCCCCGUUGACUUUUGCUGUCACCCGUCAGACGCUAGAUGCGUCGACCAUGUUCACCAGUCUAUCAUUCUUGUCACUGUUGUCGAGCCCCUUAUCUCGGGUUUUCCAGUCCAUUCCUGAUCUUAUUUCUGCCCUGGCCUGUUUAGGCCGAAUCCAGAUCUUCUUGGAAGGCGAUAGCUAUCAUGAUUUCCGCCAGAUUCAGGCCGAGCAAGCGAGGAGUAAAGAAGGACAGGAUCAGGAUCCUGAGAAUGCUCAUCGCCUCUCGGACUCCAUUGUCAUCAGAAGCGCAACCUUUGGCUGGAAACAAGACAAGGCUGUUCUACAGAAUAUCAGCACCCAGAUUCCUCGCGCGUCGCUUACAAUAGUCAUCGGACCGGUGGGCUCGGGCAAAUCAACACUGUGCAAGGCCCUUUUAGGUGAAAUCCCAUUCAGCGAUGGAAGUGUAACCAUCAAUACGCAGGUCAAACAUGUCGGCUUCUGCGAGCAGACCCCCUUUCUCUGGAAUGGGACCAUCAAGAAUAAUAUCGUUGGGUAUUCUCAAUUCGACACCCAGCGAUAUAAUGAAGUCAUCAAUGCCACUGCACUGAGUGUUGACUUGGCGACGCUGCCGCAAGGCGAUGAAACAAAUAUCGGGUCUGAUGGGGUCGCUCUCUCAGGGGGGCAGAAGCAGCGCGUGUCUCUCGCGCGAGCACUCUAUUUGUAUUCCAACUUUUUGGUGUUAGAUGACGUCUUUAGCGGCCUGGAUGCCGAUACUGAGGAGCAAGUCUUUCAAAACGUCUUCGGAAAUGAUGGCCUACUGCGACGUCGCGAAUCCACGGUGGUGAUAUGCACACAUAGUGUCAAGCACCUACCGGCGGCAGAUCAUAUCAUCGCCCUCGAGAACGGCGGUAUUGCGGAACAAGGUUCCUUUAGCAGCUUGUCUACCCGCCCUGGGUAUGUCAGGCGAUUGGGACUCAAGGCUGGUUUGGAGUCUGCCCCUAAGCGGAAACCUGGAAAUACGAUGGCGAAGGGCGACACACUAUUACCUGAUACACCGGGUCCCGAGGUAGACGCCGCGCGUCAAGUCGGUGAUAGUUCAGUUUACAAACAUUAUAUCAACAGCAUGGGAUGGUUCGUGGCAGGAUGUGGGUUGUUCUUCGCGGUGUUAUGGGGCUUCUUUACGAAUUUCCCUACAAUAUGGCUCACAUACUGGAGCAGCGGAGCUAUUGCUGGAUAUCAGUCGCGCUCACACGCUUACUAUGCGGGGCUUUAUGCGCUGCUCCAGAUCAGCGCUAUUAUUGCUCUGUUACUCCUUGGAAUAACGCUAUUCAUUGUGUCAGUCAAGAAGGCAGGCGCAAGUCUGCAUAGGCAGGUCCUGCGAACCUUGAUAAGAGCACCACUGUCGUUCCUCACUAAGACAGAUACGGGUGUUGUGACAAAUCUGUUUUCUCAGGAUCUGAAUUUAAUUGACACUGAACUACCGGACGCGACAUUGAACACUUUAUUCUGCACAUUUCAAUGCCUCGGACAAGCAGCUGUUAUGCUGACAUCGUCGUUGUAUCUGGCCAUCAGCUAUCCUAUUCUCGGUGCACUGCUCUACGGCGUGCAAAAGUUCUACCUGCGAACCUCGCGCCAGUUGAGACUGCUCGAUUUAGAGGCAAAGAGUCCAUUGUACACGCAUUUCCUGGACACGAUCAAAGGCAUCGCCACACUGAGAUCAUUCGGUUUCCUCGCUGACGACAUCCACAAGAACGCGCAAUUAAUCGAUUCGAGUCAACGUCCGGCAUAUCUCCUCCUCAUGGUCCAGGAGUGGCUGAAUCUAGUGCUUAAUCUCGUAGUCAUGGUAAUAGCAGCAGUGUUGACCACUCUAGCUGUGUGCAUGCGCUCCAACUCUGCGUUUGCCGGUGCAUCCCUAUUCUCCUUGAUGAAUUUUGGUGCCAAUCUAUCCGGAAUUGUCAUAUACUACACGAAGCUGGAGACUUCUAUAGGUGCAAUAGCGCGGCUGAAAACGUUUAAUGAAACCGUGGCUCCGGAGGACCUGGAAGCAGAGGAUAUUAUUCCGGAUGAAACCUGGCCGAGGCGUGGAAUGGUCGAGUUGAAGGGCGUAUCUGCACGAUAUGGAGCAAAAGAUGACAACAAGAAAACCAACUGCGAAACCCCGCUAGCCCUCAGCAACAUCACUCUCACCAUCCAACCGGGCGAAAAGGUCGCCAUAUGCGGCCGCACAGGCAGCGGAAAAUCAAGCCUCCUCGCCCUGCUGCUCAAGAUCCUCGAUCCCCUUCCGUCAACAGGAGACCAGCAAAUUUCUAUCGACAGCACGCCGUUAGAUAGAAUCGACCGCGCCACCCUUCGCCAACGUCUCAUCGCCCUCCCACAAGACCCUGUAUUCCUGCCUGACGGGUCUACAUUCCGUGCCAACCUAGACCCCUCUCACGUUGCCACUGCCUCAGAGUGUCAAACCGUGUUGGAAUCGAUCGGAUUAUGGGCCUUCGUCCAAGAGCGAGACGGUCUCGACGCCCCUAUCAACACGGGGACAUUGAGCGCUGGACAGAAGCAGCUCUUUUCACUAGGUAGGGCUCUGUUGAGGAGGAUAAUUCGGGGUAGGUCUUCAUCUCACCGAGAAAGUGGAAAUGGAAAUAGAGGGAUUCUGCUCCUGGACGAGGUGAGCUCGAGUGUAGACCGCGAGACCGAAAGAGUGAUGCAGAGGACUAUCCGAACAGAGUUUAAAGACUACACCGUGAUUGCGGUGAGUCAUCGGCUGGAUAUGAUUAUGGAUUUCGAUAGAGUGGUCAUUAUGGAUCAGGGAUGUGCUGUGGAGGUUGGCAAUCCAGAGACUCUGAAGGGCGUGCCUGGGUCGAGGUUUGGGGAGUUGGUUGAGGCUGCGACCUAGCUGAUACUAGAUUAGUGUACAUGUCUAUCUAUUUGAUAUUUCAACCUGAAUUUCAG